Messenger RNA from Penicillium macrosclerotiorum, 1881 nucleotides. Its product is annotated as GMC family oxidoreductase. Gene Ontology annotation, molecular function: flavin adenine dinucleotide binding; oxidoreductase activity, acting on CH-OH group of donors. Bases 1 to 1881 code for a protein of 626 amino acids. The transcript is spliced from 4 exons. The record is from RefSeq and is a predicted model, not a curated record. NCBI's taxonomy places the organism in Eukaryota, Fungi, Ascomycota, Eurotiomycetes, Eurotiales, Aspergillaceae.
AUGGCUCAGCAAGACAAUGUCCAAGGAGCCGGUUCGCCGACAUGCUCGGUCGAGGAGUUUACCAGUAUAACAUUCGACUAUAUCAUCUGCGGCGGCGGCACGGCAGGAUGUGUGAUUGCCGCGCGUCUGACCGAGAAUCCUGAAAUUACCGUUGGCAUUGUUGAGGCCGGAAAAUUUCGUAUCGGUGAUCCUCUUGUUGAUACUCCGGCCACGAAGUUUCAGCUCUACGGAGAUCCCGAAUACGACUGGUGCAUGUACACGGAACCGCAGAAAGAAAACCACGAUAUUAUCCACCAUAUCCCCCGCGGAAAGCUGCUGGGCGGCUCCAGCGGCAUCAACUAUAUGCUAUACGCCCGGGGCUCGCGACAAGACCACAACGACUGGGCUGAGCUGGUUGAAGAUGAAGGCUGGUCCGCUGAUAGUAUGCAAUACUACAUGCGCAAGCACGAGACGCUCGAGCCACUAGACUCCGCAAUCAAGAACGCCACAACCAUGCCGUUCGUCGAAGAAUUCCACGGCACUGGUGGGCCCAUUCGGACUAGUUUUAACGACUGGGCUCUGCCCGUGGAAUACGAUGUCAUUAAGGGAUGUGAUGAAGUUACCGGCAUGACCAAGAAACCGACCGACCCCUGGAGCGGCGAUCACAUUGGCUUCUACCACUCUUUGGGCUCUAUCACGCGUACGGGCCCGAACAAAGGCAAGCGCAGUUAUGCUGCGCCAGCAUACUAUGAGCCCAAUCGAACCAGGCCGAACCUCAAGGUCCUCUGUUCCACCUUGGUCAACAGGGUUGUCCUAGAUGGCACUAAAGCUACCGGAGUCAACAUCUCGAACGAUGGAAAGGAGUACGAAAUCUCCGCCCGGCGGGAAGUCAUCGUCUGUGGCGGUACACUAAAGUCUCCACAGAUCCUGGAGCUCUCUGGAAUCGGCGAUCCGGCCAUCCUUGAGGCUGCUGGCGUAUCAUGCAAGAUCGCAAAUCCCGCAGUGGGAACUAAUUUGCAAGAUCAUUUGGGCACCGUUGCCAUUUACGAGCUUCAGCCGGGCAUCACAAGCCUGGAUACACUGCUCCAAGUCCCGGAGGCCAUGCAGGCGGCACAGAAGCAGUACAUCGAGACUGGGGGUGGCCCGCUUGGCUCCACGAGUGCCAUGCAGGGCUUCUUCCCGGCCAAAUCGAUGAUGUCGGACGCAGAGCUGGAGGCGGUCAUCCAGAGUAUUCGCGACAUCCAGCCGACCAGCCCGUUCCAUGAAAAACAACUUUCCCAGGUCAUCAAACACCUGCAAAGCGACCAAUCAGCGAAUAUCCAGCUGCUCAUGAUGCCUGCGACCGCCAAUCCCGAUGGUAUCAAACACCAGAGAGAGCUUGCCCAGGUCCCACCCCCAGGUAAACCAGGUGGCAUAACCUUUGCGCUAUGCUUACAGUAUCCCGUUGCACGCGGCUACGUGCACAUCGAUAGUCCAGAUCCCACCAAGCAACCCGUCAUCCAGCCCAAUUAUGGUGGCCACGACGCAGAUAUCAGCGUCCUUGGUGCUGCCUUCCGCUGUGUAGACCGUGUUGCCCAAACAGAGCAUGUCAAGCCCUCUCUGCUCAGCCGCACUGUGCCCUCCCCGACCGUUGACCUGCAAGACCUCGCCAGCGCCAAGCGCUCCGUUCAUGACAUCCUGAUGGGCCAGUACCAUAUCUGCGGCUCCGUCGCGAUGGGUGACGCACUUGAUUCGCGGCUGCGGGUGAAAGGCGUCUCAGGGCUGCGUGUCGCCGAUGCGUCGAUCUUCCCGAACAACAUAAGCGGAAACAUCGUCAGUAGCGUCUACGCUGUCGCGGAGAAGGCGGCCGACAUGAUCAAGGAAGAUUGGAAUUUCCAGCCGCUGCGCGAGGCGAUGGCUUAA